GCGAGCGCUUUAAGGUGACGUCACUUGCCGGAUGUUGUGGUCGAAGCUCCAGGAACAGCUGAGCGACAGAAAACAAAAGGGAGAGCAGAGCAGAGCAGGCAGCGCGGGUGCGAGACGGACGGACGGACGGACGGACGGACAAACAGGCUGACUGACUUGACCAAGCGGAGACUAGAACGCGGUCCGCCAGAGAAAGCACGAUCUCCAGCGAGGACGAGAGCGCAGCGCGAGAGUUCAACGAAAAAAAUCCUGCGGGAGGAAAACGCAACGCACUCCGUGACAGACUUCACACAAGACCGAGCCAAGCCGCUGUUCACUGCCUUCAGGCCUUCCACGUGCUUCUUUGCUGGACGAUGGGACGCAUUUUCUUGGACCAUAUUGGUGGCACUCGACUGUUUUCCUGUGCCAACUGUGAUACCAUUCUGACCAAUCGCUCGGAGCUCAUCUCGACUCGCUUUACGGGGGCUACUGGGAGAGCCUUCCUCUUCAACAAGGUGGUGAACCUUCAGUACAGCGAAGUCCAAGACCGCGUCAUGCUGACCGGGAGACACAUGGUGAGGGACGUCAGCUGCAAGAACUGCAACAGCAAGCUGGGCUGGAUCUACGAGUUCGCCACGGAGGACAGCCAGCGCUACAAGGAGGGCCGCGUCAUCCUGGAGAGGGCGCUGGUGAGGGAGAGCGAGGGCUUCGAGGAGCACGUGCCCUCGGACAACUCCUGAGCGCGCUGAGGGGCGGGGCCAGUAGGACACACUCCCAUACAUCCCUCCAGGCAUGCGCACUCUCUCUCUUUCUGUCUCUCACUCACUCACUCACUCUCUCUCACACACACUCUACACACCGUCCGACCCUCUGCAGCAGACAGACAGCCAGCCAGCCAACCAACCAACCGAGCAGCGGCCCCCCAGAUUACAGCAAGCCUUCUCUCUUCAUCCUGCGUGCCGUCGCGUCGCCUUUUGUGUAGCAGUUGUCGUCUUCUAUCGCUGAGAGAGAAAUCUGGAAAACGAGAGCUGAUCUUCAAGGACGAAUGCCGCCUGUGUUCGCGUGCUGCGCCCAUCACCUUCAUGUUGUUGGGGAGAUGGACGCAUGCGCUCCUCCCUCCACCGAAGAGCACAAAUCUGAACCGACCGACUGCUGAGGACGUCCCGCAGAGACCGAUUGAUGGAGCUAACCGAGGGUGGCCGGAGGACAUGCGGAGCAGAAGGCGCCCCUCGCUUUAGAUUUUGUGCUUUUGUGAAACGUCGCUAAUGAACGCGGGGGAGCGCGUGGGACGUCCUGCCAGCUUUGACGAUGCCGGGUGGGUGGGUCCUGAAAACCCUUCAUCAUCCUCAUGUCUUUGGUGAGGGAUUCUAGUAAACGGAAUUCUUGUAGCAGCAGCAGCAGAGCUGCUCGAUGGAAACCACACGGCGGGCUGGCAGGCUUAGCGCACUUCGUCGCGAGUUUCAGCCAUCUUUGUCUUUUGGUUUUUAUUUCGCGUAGUUCGUAGCUUCUGUAGUUGGCUGAUGAUGGGGAAACUGGGCGAAAUGCGGGAUGUUUAGUCAGCAAAUGAUCGUAGGUUUGAAUGUUUUUGUUUCUUCUGUAGUUGUUAAUUGAACAAUAAAGUGAGACUUGCUGUCCACCCUGACAAAGA
Messenger RNA from Polypterus senegalus (gray bichir), 1627 nucleotides. RefSeq names its product yippee-like 5 (gene ypel5). Lineage: Eukaryota; Metazoa; Chordata; Cladistia; Polypteriformes; Polypteridae. Bases 354 to 719 code for a protein of 121 amino acids. The transcript is spliced from 3 exons. The record is from RefSeq and is a predicted model, not a curated record.